Sus scrofa (pig) is the source of this 3874-nucleotide messenger RNA. RefSeq names its product zinc finger protein 205 (gene ZNF205). Gene Ontology annotation, cellular component: nucleus. NCBI's taxonomy places the organism in Eukaryota, Metazoa, Chordata, Mammalia, Artiodactyla, Suidae. The record is from RefSeq and is a predicted model, not a curated record. Gene Ontology annotation, molecular function: DNA-binding transcription factor activity, RNA polymerase II-specific; RNA polymerase II transcription regulatory region sequence-specific DNA binding. Gene Ontology annotation, biological process: embryo development; regulation of transcription by RNA polymerase II.
GCCUUGCCAUGAGCUGUGGUGUAGGUCGCAGAUGCUACUCGGAUCCAGAGCUGGAGCAACCUAUAGCGCAGGCCUGCAGCUGUAGCUCUCAUUUGACCCCCUAGCCUGGGAACUUCCAUAUGCCGCAGGUGCAGCCCCAAAAAGAAGAAGGAAAAAAGCCUGCCUGAGAAAAGCCGCCAGGAGAAUUUACUAUCUGUUUAGCCAACACGUUUUGAGAAGCCCCUGACUUCCGUUUCUUAGACCAUUUACUAAAAAUGUAUGUAUGUGCCUCUUGCAACCCAGAAGCGUCUCUCAAGGACCUGAGAAAUGCUUUGACCGUGGGCUCAUCGGGAAGGGUGGGGCCUCUGCCUCCCUUCUCCUACUUCCACACCCGCCAGCGAGCAGACACACCUGACCUAACCUCUUGGCUGAGCCGCUUGUGAUUUUUCACUUUUCUGACUCUGCUGAGCCCCCCUCGCCCCCUCCCUCACUCUCCCUUUGAAACACCCUGUCCACCUCUGCACAUCUGAUGCAGCUCAGCUCUGCCCUGCUGUGUGGUAGUUACUGAGUAAAAGCUGAUUCCCCUGCUUCCUAAUGUUUGGCUAUAUGUGUCUCAGGCUUGAUUUUUCUCUGUGUGUUUUUAUUUUUUUAUUUUAUUUUUUAAAUUAAUUUUUGUCUUGGCUUUUCUAAGGCCGCUCCCAGGCUAGGAGUCUAAUCCUAGCUGCAGCUGGCAGCCUACGCCAGAGCCACAGCAACUCGGUAUCUAAGCUGCAUCUGGGAACUACACCACAGCUCAUGGCAACGCUGGAUCCUUAACCCACUGAGCAAGGUCAGGGAUGGAACCCGCAACCUCAAGGUUCCUGAGCAAGGCCAGGGUGGAACCCACAACCUCAAGGUUCCUAGUUGGAUUCGUUAACCACUGAGCCACGACGGGAACUCCUUUUUUUAUGAACAUCUCUAAGAUAUGUGGCACACAUGCAGAAGGAGCAGGUCAGCGGCAUAUGGUAUACUACCUUUUUUUUUUUUUUUUUUUUUUUGUCUUUUUGCUAUUUCUUUGGGCCGCUUCCGCGGCAUAUGGAGGUUCCCAGGCUAGGGGUCGAAUCGGAGCUGUAGCCACUGGCCUACCCCAGAGCCACAGCAACGCGGGAUCCAAGCUGCAUCUGCAACCUACACCACAGGUCAUGGCAACGCUGGAUUGUUAACCCGCUGAGCAAGGGCAGGGACCGAACCCGCAACCUCAUGGUUUCUAGUCGGAUUCGUUAACCACUGCGCCACGAAGGGAACUCCGGUAUACUACCACUUUUGAAACAACAAAACAAAACACAAAAGAGAUCGGUAGGAGGACAAAUGGCAGCCCAGUGAGCUGGACGAACGCAUCGGGAUCCCUGUGUUGCAAGAUGGAUUCCCCGGCAGGGCAGGCGUAAGGCCUGGACUCUUUCCUCCUGGAGCGCAUUUCUUCAGCCGUGGCCUUGAAAAAGAAACAUGCUGAACGAGGACCGUGGAUCUUUGAUCGAGGAUCCUGGCCUAGAGUUUUUAUUUCCGAAUGCCAACCAGGGCAUCCAUUUUCGACACAGCAGAAAAGGCGUCCACACAAGGGACAGGGCUCCCAGGUGUCCGCCCCGCGGUCCUCGCCGCCAGUCGCCCCAGUGCCGACGGGCGCCACGAGAAAACCGGAAAUUGAAAUGUAGCAGCCGGACGGGAAACUCAGGCACACCAGGGUCAGGUAGCACCGGGGUGACCCUCCCGACUCUUUGGGGCUGCCACUCGCGGGCGCGGACGGGAGCGCGCAGCUCCCUGAAGCUGCAGGAUACCGGUGCUGGCAUUUGUUGAGUGUUUCCUGUGCCUGAAGCCCCAAUAAGUGACUUAAUCCAUGACAGCUGUCUUGUGAACAGGCUCCUGAGGCUCCUGGCCAGAAGCUGGAGGGGGCUUGAUCAACAAGAGUGAGAAACGACUCCGUUGUGCUUUCUAGCUCUGAGAUAGAAAAUGUCUGCAGACGGCGGAGGCAUCCGGGCUGCCCAGGACAAGGAGAGAGCCGGAGAGACUCCAGGUCGUGGGCAUUCUGGUCAAGAAAUGCUUUCCGAGUUGGAGCAGACGGCGCCAUCAGGAGCCGCUCAGGAGUCACCCCACAUCAAGAUGGAGCCGGAGGAGCCGCAGCCCGCGGGGGUGUCGCAGGAGGCCAGAGCUCAGGGAGCACGGGGCUGGGAGCCCCCAAGCCGGGGCUCUAAGGAGAAAGCAUGUGUCCUGCCUGGCGGAGCCCUCCCGUCCCCCCAGGCCCUUGUGCUUUCCCGCGAGGGGAGGACCAGAGACCCGCGGAUGGCUGCGGCGCUCCUCACCGCCUGGUCCCAGAUGCCAGUGACCUUUGAGGACGUGGCUCUGUACCUCUCCCGGGAGGAGUGGGGGCGGCUGGACCACACACAGCAGAGCUUCUAUAGGGACGUCCUGCAGCAGAGGAACGGGCUGUCCUUGGCAGGGUGUCCCUUCAGCAGACCUGUCUGGGCCUCUCCAGCACAGGGCAAGGGCGAGGCCCCGAGCUCCAGCCGGCUGAUGGGAGAAGAGGAGAAGAGAGAAUCCCCCUGGGUCCCUCGUGCAAGCCUCUCUCUUGCUGGAAACCCUCUUUGUUCAGGAGCCGCGCAGCUGGGAAAGGAGGAGCUGGCUCCGUCCCUGACAGCCCUUGGGGAUGUGAAGUCCUUCAAAAACAGGGUGGGGAGAACCCAGGGGGACCCCCUGCAGUGCGGGCAGUCGGCAGCCAGCGGCCAGAGCUCAGGGCCCACCAAAGACCAUGUGCGGCCCAGGCCCCCCGAGCAGGGACAGCUGGAAGCAGCCCCGCCUGACGGCGGCCUCCCCAAGGCCCAGGAGGGCCGCGUCCCAGGGCAGCCCAGCGAGGCGGAGUCAGCCGCCCCCGAGAGCGAAAGCGGCGACGAGGGCCUGGCCCCCGACGCGGACGCGGGCAAGAAGACCUACCGGUGCGAGCAGUGUGGCAAGGCCUUCAGCUGGCACUCGCACCUGGUGACGCACCGGCGCACGCACACGGGCGAGAAACCCUACGCCUGCACGGACUGCGGCAAGCGCUUCGGCCGCAGCUCGCACCUCAUCCAGCACCAGAUCAUCCACACCGGCGAGAAGCCCUACACCUGCCCGUCCUGCUGGAAGAGCUUCAGCCACCACUCGACGCUCAUCCAGCACCAGCGCAUCCACACGGGCGAGAAGCCCUACGUGUGCGACCGCUGCGCCAAGCGCUUCACCCGCCGCUCGGACCUGGUCACCCACCAGGGCACCCACACGGGCGCCAAGCCGCACAAGUGCCCCAUCUGCGGCAAGUGCUUCACGCAGAGCUCGGCGCUGGUCACCCACCAGCGCACCCACACUGGGGUCAAGCCCUACCCGUGCCCCGAGUGCGGCAAGUGCUUCAGCCAGCGCUCCAACCUCAUCGCGCACAACCGCACGCACACGGGCGAGAAGCCCUACCACUGUCUCGACUGCGGCAAGAGCUUCAGCCACAGCUCGCACCUCACCGCCCACCAGCGCACCCACCGCGGCGUCCGGCCCUACUCGUGCCCCCUGUGUGGCAAGAGCUUCAGCCGGCGCUCCAACCUGCACCGGCACGAGAAGAUCCACACGGCGGGGCCCAAGGCCCUGGCCAUGCUGAUGCUGGGGGCGGCCGGGGCCCUGGCGGCACCCCCGUCAGCCCCCACCUAGGAGGCCAAGCAGGAGGGGCCAGGCGGGGGGAGCGGGGGUGGCAGGAGGAGCCGGCAGCUGCUGAGGGGGUGUGACCUGGCGCGGCCAGGGAGGGACUUGCUGGGGAAGUGCUGGCAUGGGGUUUGGGGCGCGGCGGCGCAGGAGGAGCUAGGGUGAGGAGCGGGCAUGCUGGCCGAAAAUUAAAGGCCUUGGAAUUCAA